UCUUCUUCUUCUUCUUCUUCUUCUCGGUGGCUCUUUAACUCUUUAACUCUUUAACUCUGAGAGUGAGAGGGAGAGAGAGAAGUAAGUAACAAUGGAGGUUUUCUACUACUUGGUGUUCGGAACUAUGACUGCCGUAGUGGCGGUGCUGGAACUGAGCAAGACAAACAAGGAUCGGAUCAACACUUCGUCCUCCUUCAAUUCUUUCAAGAACAAUUACCUCCUCGUAUUCUCUAUUAUGAUGGCUGGGGACUGGCUUCAAGGUCCUUAUGUGUAUUACCUUUACAGCACUUAUGGUUUUGGAAAAGGAGAUAUUGGUCAGCUAUUCAUUGCUGGUUUUGGUUCAUCGAUGUUGUUUGGAACCAUUGUUGGAUCUCUUGCUGACAAACAGGGUCGAAAGAGGGCAUGUGUUACAUACUGCAUAGUUUACAUACUAAGCUGUGUCACCAAGCACUCUCCACAGUACAGAGUUUUGAUGGUUGGCCGUAUCUUGGGUGGUAUUGCUACAUCUCUAUUGUUUUCAGCAUUCGAAUCUUGGCUAAUUGCAGAGCAUAAUAAGAGGAACUUUGAGCAACAGUGGCUUUCACUGACAUUCUCUAAGGCUGUUUUCCUUGGGAACGGUCUGGUCGCUAUUCUCUCGGGAUUGUUCGGCAAUCUUCUUGUUGACACUUUUUCCUUUGGUCCUGUCGCUCCCUUUGACGCAGCUGCGUGCUUUCUUGCAAUUGGAAUGGCUAUCAUACUGGCAACAUGGUCUGAGAAUUUCGGAGAUCCAUCUGAUAGCAAAGACUUGCUGACUCAGUUCAAAGUUGCUGCCAUAGCAAUUGCUUCAGAUGAAAAGAUUGCAUUGCUGGGUGCUAUUCAGUCUCUAUUUGAAGCCUCAAUGUACACCUUUGUUUUCCUCUGGACACCAGCUCUUAGCCCAAACGAGGAAGAAAUCCCACAUGGCUUCGUCUUUGCAACCUUCAUGUUGGCCUCAAUGUUGGGAAGCUCACUAGCAGCUCGUCUCAUGUCUCGCUCAUCUCUCAGAGUCGAAAACUAUAUGCAAAUUGUCUUUCUAGUCUCCGCUGCAUCACUUCUUCUUCCCAUUACAACAAGUGUCCUGGUGACGCCAUCAAAGGUGAAAGACGAACGCUUGUCGUUAACUAGCUCCAUUCAGCUACUUGGUUUCUGUGUUUUUGAGGCUUGUGUAGGAAUAUUUUGGCCUUCCAUAAUGAAGAUGAGGUCACAGUAUAUACCUGAAGAAGCACGAAGCACCAUAAUGAAUUUCUUCCGUGUUCCGCUCAACAUCUUUGUCUGCAUAGUCUUGUACAAUGUGGACGCAUUUCCGAUCACAAUCAUGUUUGGUAUGUGCUCAAUCUUUCUCUUUGUAGCCUCCAUAUUACAACGGCGGCUUAUGGUCAUCUCCGAAAAGCCAAAGGCAGAAGAUUGGAGUCCGAUGAAGGAGCGAAACUCGGAAGUUGAUCCUCUUAACCUCUGAUCAUGUUCCACUCCUGUGCUCGUAAUUCCUAAUUUUUUUUUGGUGAUUUUCACUUUUUUUUUUUUUUUUUUUUUUU
Molecule: messenger RNA, 1550 nt
Organism: Camelina sativa (false flax)
Lineage: Eukaryota; Viridiplantae; Streptophyta; Magnoliopsida; Brassicales; Brassicaceae
Biological process (GO): molybdate ion transport
Cellular component (GO): membrane
Molecular function (GO): molybdate ion transmembrane transporter activity
Source: RefSeq, a predicted model, not a curated record